Molecule: messenger RNA, 4536 nt
Organism: Drosophila takahashii
Lineage: Eukaryota; Metazoa; Arthropoda; Insecta; Diptera; Drosophilidae
Gene: Orp8
Product: Oxysterol-binding protein-related protein 8
Cellular component (GO): intracellular membrane-bounded organelle; cytosol; membrane
Molecular function (GO): cholesterol binding
Source: RefSeq, a predicted model, not a curated record
CCACUUUCCAGCGUCUUGGACGCGUCAUGAAAAUAAUACUCGCCGCCUGUUCGGUGGGCGACUGGGCGGCAAGGUGGUUGGGGGCUGGUGACGUCGCUGCCGCGGUGGUUGUUGUUGGCGCUGGAUGAGCUCAUACGAAAGCGAAAAGAAACAAGUUUAGCUUUUUGGAAUACGGGCGACUACGAAUUGCAGCUUCAGUUUCAUUUGAACGCGAAUCGCCAACGACACCGGACCGUGGGAGAGAGAAAGAACGAAAGAGAGCCGCGAAGGAAAAACCAAAAACAAAACGAAAAUCGAAAAAGUGUGUGACAAACGUGUGUGUGUGUGUUUGUUUGUUUGCUGGUGCGUGUUAGAAUUGUACUAGCAUUGGUAUUAGUAUUAGUACUAUUGCUAGUAGAAGCGCCUUUCUUUUUGCCACUAAUUGGUACCAAAAAAUACAAAAAAAAAGAGAUUUAAAGAGCGUGUUACGUGGCCGUCUUUCCACUUCGACCAACUGACCACUUGAGCUAAGAAGCACGCUUCUUACUUAUCAGAAUCUAAUUAAAAAUUAAACUUUAAUACUUUUAGGCAAAAUCAAAAAGACAUCUGAAAAAAAAUAACACAAAAUUCUAGUGCAAAAAAAAAGAACGUGAGGGGGUUAAAACUCUUGAGCGGCUAAAACAAAAUCAAUAAUUGGCCCUGCGUCCGGCCCUGUAUGUGAGAGUGUGUGUGUCGGUGAGAGUGUUUGAGUGGGGGAGUGUGUGCGUGUAUUUGUGAGAACGACAAUUGGAGCAAUGCCUGCUGAUUGAUAGCAAAAAAAAAAAAAAAAAAAAUAACCGGGGUUAACGAAUAUAUAAAGUGAAGAACUAAUAAGAGUUAAUUUAGGGAUCCAAAUAAUUAAGCGAUUUAAACGCAAUGCAACCCGCAACGCCCAGCACGCCCGUUAAUAAUGCGUCCAACUCAUCGUCGGUUACCCCCGUUGCCGGCGCCGCCCCUGCCAUUAGUGGCGGGGGGGCCAGCAGCACCCCCAUUCGGAUAAACAGUGCCAAACAGCCGGGCGGGGGUGGGGGUGGCGAUACGCUGACCCACCCCUCCACCCCGCACUCCCACUCGAUGCCCGGAACGCCGCAACAGCAGCCGCAGUCGAGCAGUGUGCCCACCGGCAGUCACCUGCUGCAGCUGCAGGCGCCCCUGCCCUCCGCAGCGGGGGGUGGAGGAGGCGGCGGCGGUUCUGUCACCCCCUCUGGCCUCUCCAUGGGCGCAUCGAAUCAAUCGCUGGGCGUUAGUGUUGGUGCCGCCAGCAGCGUCAGUGGAAUCAGCAUCACGCCGCCGAAUAGCGCCGGAUUGCGUCAGUCGACAGUAUUCGAUUUCAAAUUCAAACGGCGACCUUCGCUAAAAGUCCUCAUGACCAAACUUCCGUCCACGGACAGUUUGAGCAACAGUCCGGCGCCAUCAUCGCCAGGAAUCGCCAAUUGGGCCUCAGACAAUCGGGAUGGCAAUGUGGCAGAUAAGUCAGCUGCAGAUGCCGCUAAACUUAACAGGAAGGAAUCCUACAAGGCCCAAAGGAAGAACUACAGGCGGGAGAAGAAGCGAGUUGCCAGUGAGCUGAUGAAUUCCCUGCAAGAUCCUGCGGUUAUAGUCCUGGCAGAUUGGCUAAAGGUUCGGGGAACCCUCAAGUCCUGGACGAAACUUUGGUGUGUCCUCAAACCCGGCCUGCUGCUCAUCUACAAGAGCCAAAAGACCAAGAGCAGCCACUGGGUGGGCACGGUGAUGCUCACCUCCUGCCAGGUGAUCGAGCGGCCCAGCAAAAAGGAUGGCUUCUGCUUCAAGCUCUUCCAUCCCCUGGAGCAGUCCAUUUGGGCGCCACGAGGACCUGACAAGGAAACCAUAGGUGCCGUUGUCCAGCCGUUGCCAACCGCUUACCUGAUCUUCCGGGCUCCCAGCCAGGCGGCCGGCAAAUGCUGGAUGGACGCUUUGGAGCUGUCCCUGAGAUGUUCGGCCCUCCUGCUGCGCUCCAAUAGCAGCACGGGAGCUGCUCCCUCGUCCAGCUAUGUGGGCGAACCGCUGCCCGUCUCCCAUGAGACGCAAUGGUCGGAGGCGGACUACGAGAAGCACUUCAACGAUCACGAUCUGGACGCGGACAGCCAGAAUGAAGCGCCCAAUGCCGUCAUGUCUGGUCCGGAAUCAGAAUCGGAGUCGGAUCCGGCGCAGGAUGAUGUUGUCGAUCUGCAGCAGUGCGAGGAGACCACGUAUGUGCCCUUCACCGAGGAGGAGUUUGGCGAGCAAGGGGAGCAGGUAGAGGAGUUGGCAGAGGAGAACAAGAGCCUAAUUUGGUGCAUUGUCAAGCAGGUGCGACCGGGGAUGGAUCUGAGCAAGGUGGUGCUGCCCACGUUUAUCCUGGAGCCGCGAUCAUUCCUGGACAAGCUAUCCGACUCUUACUACCACGCGGACUUGCUCUCCAAGGCCGUGCAGGAGGACGAUGCCUUUACGCGCAUGAAGCUAGUCGUCCAAUGGUACCUGUCCAGCUUCUACAAGAAGCCCAAGGGUCUGAAGAAGCCCUACAAUCCGAUACUGGGCGAACGAUUCCGUUGCUACUGGCAGCAUCCCAGCGGCAGUCGGACUUUCUACAUUGCCGAGCAGGUCUCGCAUCAUCCGCCUGUGUCGGCGUUCUAUGUGACGAACCGCGAGGACGGCUUCAGCAUCACCUGCUCCAUCCUGGCCAAAUCGAAGUUCUACGGCAACAGCACUUCGGCGGUGCUCGAGGGCGCCGCCACGAUGACGUUGCUGCCGCGCGGUGAGUGCUACACGGCGACCACGCCGUACGCCCACUGCAAGGGCAUCCUGAUGGGCACGCUCUCCAUGGAGCUGGGCGGCAAGAUAAACAUCGAGUGCGAGAACACCGGUUACAGGACGGAGCUGGAGUUCAAGCUGAAGCCGUUCCUCGGCGGCUCCGAUGCCACCAAUGUGGUUGUGGGCAAGAUCAAGCUGGGCAAGGAGACGCUGGCCACCAUCAACGGGCACUGGGACAAGGAGUGCCGAGUGAAGGAUUCCAAGACGGGCGAGGAGACGCUUCUAUUCAAGGUAGAUGCCGAGACGCGUGCCAAGCGGCUCACCCGUCACCUGGUUCCGCUGGACGCCCAGGAGCCCAACGAAUCGCAGCUCCUGUGGCAAAAGGUCUCCGAGGCCAUUGCACGCGAGGAUCAGGUGGCGGCCACCGAGGAGAAGACCGUGCUGGAGGAGCGCCAGCGAGCGGAGGCCAAGGAGCGGGCCAGCACCGAAUCCACCCACAUGCCCGAUCUCUUCGAGCUGGACAGCUACGGCCAGUGGCUGUACAAGUACGCCGAUCUGCGGCCCUGGGACUCGCGCAACGAUGUCCGGCAGUACGAGUGCCAGUUCAAGGUGCUCACCCAGACGCGGCACAAGUCGGUGCCGAUUGUCCAUGGCGCCGAGAUGAUCCAUCCCCUGCGCAGCUCCAUCGAGACCUUGGCUCGCACCCAAAGACAAUCGCCGGCGGUCGGUCCGAGCGUCGGCUCCUCCGUGCCCAAGGCCAAGAACAAGAGCCUGGUGCUGGCGCCGCGCGACACCAACUCGGACUCCAGCCAGUCGCCGCAAGGGGCGGUCAAGCGCAGCUCCUCCAGCGCCAUUAAGCAACUCGCCCUGGCUGUGGACCAGGUGAACCGGGUGCUGGAGCUGCACACCCGGCAGCUGAACGAGAUCAGCCAGCGCCUGGAGCGCAUGCAGUACGCGCCCUCGCCGAGCAAUGUGAGCGUGCAUUCGCAUCACUUGCUGGGCGGCGGCGUCUCUCAGUCCACGGUGAUCAAGUCGCUCGUCUACGCCCUGAUCGGGCUCACCUUCAGCCUGAUCCUGCGGUGGCUGUUCAAGUAGAGUGGUGUCACUUCGUUUAGGAUUAAGAAAAGUUUUGGUCAACCUAUAAAUAACAUAUAUAUAUAUACACCCUAGAGUACAGACAACGUAUAUGCUUUACUGAAUUGUACAUUUGGUCCUACUCAAAUGCCUUCGCACGCUGCCAGAGAUUUAAACCUCCCAACUGAGGAGCGUGGCCAGAACAUCCGUUGUGAGAAAGUCUAAUCACGAACUAUAUAUAUAAGAUUAAGUGUUAACGUCCAUGUGCAAGUCUCUUUUCCCCCAUUUACCCCUGGAAACUCUUUACUCAAGUUAGACAACCCGCUGGGUAGGUUAGGAUGUCGGAUAUAUAUACAUAAAUAUACACAUACGUACGAGUAGAUGCACCGGAUUUCGUAAAAAUUCCAAUUUAACCAAUGCUACUAUUUAGCUAGUUCGCUUUUCCGUUUCCCCUUUAUUGACAGGUGAAUACUAAAUGACACGAUUUGGGGGUGAAUUACGAACAAACAAUGCUCGCGAGGCUCUCUGCCCUUUGAAACACCACUUGUAGACAGUGCAACAUACCUUAGAGAUUUAAUGCAAAAAGUGCUUAUAGUAAUUACUUUUAGUAUCUCUUAUACACGAACUGUUUUUCCUUUUCCCAAUACCUGCAUACCUUGAAAACUUAAUAAAUUCCCCUUUUUCAAAUCAAAA